Molecule: messenger RNA, 6531 nt
Organism: Polyodon spathula (Mississippi paddlefish)
Lineage: Eukaryota; Metazoa; Chordata; Actinopteri; Acipenseriformes; Polyodontidae
Product: casein kinase I
Exons: 13
Coding region: 449-1828 (459 amino acids)
Biological process (GO): peptidyl-serine phosphorylation; signal transduction; positive regulation of canonical Wnt signaling pathway
Cellular component (GO): plasma membrane; nucleus; cytoplasm
Molecular function (GO): ATP binding; protein serine/threonine kinase activity
Source: RefSeq, a predicted model, not a curated record
CCUUUCACAGCUCCGAAGAGACAGCAAGAAAACAGGGGUAAAAAUCUGUUGGAUAAAUUAUAAAGCUUUAACACGUCCAGACUUGUCGAUACCACCUCCUGGACCGGGAUCGCUAUCAGAACCGGCGGGAUUGAACAGAACCAACACAGAGUAAAGGUGGUCGGAGUGUUUCCCCUAAGAAGCCAGUGUGGAUUCCUGCGGCCGGCCCUGGCGUUCUCUUUGUGAUGAAGUGACAGCAUGCUGCAGUAAAGGGAGGCUGGCGCUGGCCCAUGUGCACACUUGGAGCUGUGCUGCGCAAGUGACCACCUGCUGCUUUUUUAAUUUUUAUUAUUCUAUAUUUUUUUUAAAUACUAUUCUCGAGAGGGGGAGCUCAGGCUCAGACUGCCAUUCUUGGCUGGCUGGCUGGCAGGGACUUGGAGCUGGGAGGGUGAAGGACUUGCCUUGAAUCAUGGAUCACCCGAUCAGAGACAAGGAGACAGAGCGAGGGCAGAGAGCCAGCAAGGCGCUGCAGGGACGCAGCGGGCAUCGGCCAUCCUGCUCCACCACUUCCUCUGGGGUCCUCAUGGUGGGGCCCAACUUUAGAGUGGGCAAGAAGAUCGGCUGCGGCAACUUCGGAGAGCUCAGACUGGGUAAAAAUCUGUACACAAAUGAAUACGUAGCCAUCAAACUGGAACCAAUCAAGUCCCGGGCUCCACAGCUGCAUCUAGAAUACCGCUUCUACAAGCAGCUGGGCAGCACAGCAGAGGGAUUGCCCCAGGUGUUUUACUUUGGCCCCUGUGGGAAGUACAAUGCCAUGGUCCUGGAGCUACUGGGUCCCAGCCUAGAAGACCUGUUUGACCUCUGCGACAGGACUUUCUCACUCAAGACUGUGUUAAUGAUAGCCAUACAGCUGAUCUCCCGGAUGGAGUAUGUGCACUCAAAGAAUUUGAUAUACAGGGACGUGAAGCCCGAGAACUUCCUCAUUGGACGGCAGGGCAACAAGAAGGAACACAUUAUUCACAUAAUAGACUUUGGACUGGCCAAGGAGUACAUAGACCCUGAAACCAAAAAACACAUCCCCUACCGGGAACACAAGAGCUUGACCGGGACUGCCAGAUACAUGUCCAUCAAUACUCAUCUAGGGAAAGAACAAAGUCGGCGGGAUGACCUGGAAGCAUUAGGCCAUAUGUUUAUGUAUUUUCUCCGGGGCAGUCUUCCUUGGCAAGGGCUAAAGGCAGACACCCUGAAGGAACGCUAUCAGAAGAUUGGAGACACAAAACGAAACACUCCCAUAGAGGUUCUCUGUGAGAACUUCCCAGAAGAGAUGUCAACAUACCUGCGCUAUGUGAGACGGUUAGAUUUCUUUGAAAAGCCAGACUAUGAGUAUUUACGGACGUUGUUUACUGAGCUGUUUGAGAGGAAAGGCUACACGUUUGAUUACACUUACGACUGGGUCGGGCGGCAGAUUCCCACGCCGAUGGGGUCGGUUCACGUGGAUUCGGGAACAUCAGCAAUCACACGCGAGAGUCACACCCACAGAGACCGGCCUUCCCAGCAACAGCCGCUCCGCAACCAGACGGCUUCUUCAGAACGCAGAGGAGCCUGGGAAGUGCAGCCCAAUCGGCAGACAAAUACCUCUUACCUAACGUCCCACCUGGCCGCGGACAGGCACGGGGGAUCAGUACAGGUUGUCAGUUCGACCAAUGGAGAGCUGAAUGCAGACGACCCCUUGGCUGCCCACUCCAGCGCACCAAUCACAGCCCAAGCGGAGGUGGAGGUGGUGGACGAGGCAAAGUGCUGCUGUUUCUUCAAGCGGAAAAGGAAGAAGAACACGCCGAGACACAAAUGACGCAGUUUUUAAUUUUUUUUUUAUUUAUUUAUUUCUUUUUUUAAAUCGAAAGGAAGAAAAUCCAGCAUCCUUCUCCAGGGACCUGUGUGUGCGAGCGGUGUGUACAUUCCAAUCUGCUCGUCUCCAAAGGAAAUGAAAUUGUCUUUUUGGUUUAAUUUUUUUUUUUUUUUUUUUAAAUGGAUGUCUUGUUGCUUCAAGCCUGAGCCUUGUGCUGGGAUAGAGGAUCUACAAACCGCUCAGGCAGGAUUGCACUUCUUAACUUACUGUAUCUAUUAUUAUUGAUUUAUUAUUAUUUUAAUGGGGUUUUUUCCAGCAGUUUGAGCUAAAAGGGGACUCUAAGGACUUGUUCCGGCUUUCCUGGCUGGUAUUCCUGCUGUGUCACUGAAAGAAACUGGGGGAUAUAGAGACAAGGAUUUACCUUAAAGUGGAGACGUGCCCUCCUACAUCCCUCCCCCUGUUCUCCUUGGUCUCCCCAGGACCUCACUGUAAACGAGACUUUGUGUCUCAGGGGGAGGGGCAUGUCCUGGCUUCAAUUAAAGAGAGUAAACUAAAACUGACAGUCAAGAAACACGUUUUGUUUUGUUUUUUCAUACAUUUUAUGUAGCAUAUAUACUGUGAGAACAUUUGUGAUCUACUGUUUCAUUUUUCACCCCAAAGGAUUGCUGUUUAUUUCAGAACGCCUAUCGUUUAGGUGGAGGCUUUAAUGCAAAUAGAAAGCUGACCCUCUGCACUGCAUGAGGAGUAAAGUCAUGCUUUUUAUCAGGACCUGUUCGCACUGAGUUGAGGGGGGUGACCUGGAUUGUGUGCGAAUAGAGAACAUGCAAGCUGACGUAUCAGACGGACAGACAGGCUGGGGAGAUGGUAUAGUAGCUCAAAUCCCACCUUCCCUACAAUACAGAAGUUGUGAUGAUGGGUUUUUUAUUUUUAAGGUUGUAGUGGCUUUGCAAGAAAACUGCAUCACCUGUGUCAUUUUCUAGCCGUUCACGUAUUACGAAUGUGAAAGCCUUGGUGUGGAUCUUGCAUUCGGGUUGCUGAGGGGAUGAAGGCACAUACACAGACAAACCCUUCCCUGGCAGCAGUUUGCAUUUCUAUCUAAAGUCUUUUAGCAUUAUUCUCUUUCAAAAAUAAAAAAAGAUCACCUGACAGGGUUUAAAACGAAACAAAAUCUUCUUCCCCCAGUUGAAACUUGCCUGAAUUACCCAGUAACUGAACAAGAACAAAAAAUGUAGGAAAUAAUUGCUGUGGAGUUGAACAUCCCUGACCCCAGGUGGCGCUGUUUCCUUCACCAAGAAAGAACAGGGGUUGUGGGUAAUCAGUGGUGCUUUUGACAACUGAACCCUCCAAGAAACUUGACAACUAUUUAUUAAAACAAUAUCAUUUUGGCUUAAUAGCAGUAACACUGAUAUGGUCCCUGGUUAGAGUGGCCUGUUCCAUUGCUUAUUUAAUAGAUGUCUCGUUCACUGUUAACCACAGUUUGAUCCUAAUUCUCAGCAUGUAGCAAUAUGUAUUUAGAAUUAAGUACAUAACACGUCCUGGUUGUUGUAUUCGGAAUGGGAAUAGUGCUAAAUGAGAUUAUUUGUGUGAUAAGAAAGAAAGGAGAUACAUAGUUUAUUGAUUAGUCAGCUGUUCAUAUGAUGCCCACUCUCAAAAUAAAAAAAAAAAAAGUAAAAUAAGUCCGGCACAGUGAAGUCAGUUUGGACAGCAAUCCUAUUGCAGCAGGAAUGGUAAAAGGUCAUGGACACUUAUGCUAAAUCUGCACUGUUUUCCUUUGCAUAGAAGACAGCAUCUAAUACUUAAUAGUGAUUCUGUAUAUACAUGCAAAUAAAAUGUGGGUCUGGCUAGUAGUACACAAGGCGUGAUGUUGAGUGGGUUUAGAAGGAAAGUAAAAAAUGCAGGGCAGUUUAAGGUGUAUGCAUUUUAUUUUUAAGCUAAUUGAUUAAUGUUGCCAGUACCAUACAAAUUGAUAAGCUUUUCAUGCAUGCAGCCAGGUUUCUACAAACACAUCUGUAAAGGCAGAUUCUGGCUGCUCUUGAUUGGUCUGAGUAAGUGGUGCUCGGAUGCAGCGCUGCCUGUUGUUGCGUUUUGUUUUUAUUUGUGAAGAGGUGCUGGGCUUCAGUUUCACGCACAGACGUGGUUUAAUUGAGCCCCAGUCCAUAGCGAGUGGAAACCAAAAGCCAUGCAGAACACCUUGAGUUCCUCACUUUAUAAAACUUUUUUCCAGGGAGGAUGGGAUGCCAUGUUUUUAAAACCUGUUCCGUAGAAAAAAUCCCACACAAAUAAAGAAAUAAAAGCCAUCUCACCUUGUUUUAAUAAGUUAAACUAGAUUCCGUCUCAACCAGCUGCCGAGAAAUCGAUAUUUCAAGAUAGCGAAUCAGAAAUGAAUAAUGUUUAAGAGAAACCUGUAUGAUAAUGAAAAUACUUAUUUUAUAACCCUUAUAAAAAACCCUGUAUGUGAUUUUUGACCACAGUAAUUACUUUGUCUGUUGGAUAUUUGAGCUUGGAUGGUAACCAUGGCACCUAGCACUGGGUUCAAACCAGUGCUGUUUUCUGUGCCAUAGAUGCUCAGGGCAAUGUCCUGUCUGACAGAGAGAAAUCAUUAGUGUGAAAGCCUGAGGAGUUUUCUGGCAUGUGUUAGUGUGCCCCCUUUUCCUCUGUAUGCGCUUCAUUGUGUCAGUUAAACCUACUUUAAAAAACAGUCUAUUGUCAGCUAAUCUGGGCCUGUGCCCCUCCUGAGACCAGCAAUGUUGCCCUGAUUUGUGCUUUUACCGUUAAGAUAAUGCGACAUUUAAUUCCCCACCACGAUUCCCCAACGUGAGCACCACCUAGUGUCACUAAAUUGUAUUGAUAUACAGCCAAAUCCUUUAUCUGAUUGAGAGACUCAAGUAACUAUGUUGGGUAUAGGUGAUUCGUAGCCUAGUUAUUGUCUAAAAAUAUAUCUGUACAUUUUUCACUAAAUAAGUAAAUCUGUGGCUUAAAACAAUACAUAGGACUUAUUGGGUGGUUCUUACUUUUUUAUAAGUUUGACUCAAUCCCUCAUCUUCAUACUGCCAAAAGUUUCGAGGACAGCUCUUGCAAACUUUGAAUAUAGUUUUGAUGUGCUUUCCUGGAACAUGUCUGUGUGUGUAUAAGUGUAUGUACAAGUGUUUGACUAAUUGAUGGAAUGUUAAAACACCAAUGUUGCAGAGGGAAUUGCAUUGGAGAAUUCUAUUCUGUAAAUAUUGUCCAUAAUACAUUUUAAAACGAUUGUGAUCGGGGAUGAUAAACUCUUCUUUUAUUUAUUUUUUUAACCUUAUAAAUUAAAGUGAAACAUUUUUACUUUUUUUUUUUUUGUAUCAAACUUACGAGCCAGCUGGUAGUGUUUUUAGACUUUAACUACCGGUUAAACAGAGUGCAGUACUAGAUUGGGUUACCCUCGGUGCACUCUGAUGCCCCACACUGUUCAGUAUUAAGAGGGUAUCGGGAACUUGGUUGCACAGGCUUGCCUAGGAAUAACUAGGGGGAGAAGAUCUUGUAAUUUAGUACAGGUUAAUGAACGCUGGCCACUUAGAAAUGCCUCACAGAAUCUUCAUUGCAGAGGAAUUGAGUGCUUAUUGAAAGAGGAUAAAAAUAGCUAAUACCAAAUUCAUAAAUGUACCAACAUGCUUUCAGAAGUGGUACAGAAGCAUGCUGAAAUGAAUUUAAGGGAGAAUCUGCUUCCUGGGGGGCUGAUCUGAUUAUGUUACUGGAGCUCAGUUGUGUCGGUUCCCAGUUCAGGCAGUCGACAAAAUGUCUCUCAAAAGAAAUUAAAAUCAUUGGGAAUUGUUUUAUAAAGAUGAAAAAAUCAGAUAUUUGGGAAAAUGGAAUGAAAGGGGGAACCAUGGUUGUUAACGUACAUUUCUUAUUUUUCUCAAACAAGAAUGAAUGUGUUUUGGAGGAUUACCUUUUUGUGAACGCAGUUCUAAAAGUAGCGAUUGCUCUCAUGUCUGUAAUGGCCACACCUCGCGAGUUUGCAACAUGAACUUAUAUAUAUAAUUUUUGUUUUAAAUGUGAAUUGAAAAUGUUUUUUUUUUAUUAUUAUUAUUAUUGUAAACUUCUAUUUUUUGCUUACCCAAAUGGCCAUGCUGUAUAAAGCAGCUGGUGAAUUUGACUGCACUACAUUGCUUGCUUAAUGUUUACCUUGAAAGGAACACCAAUCCUGUACUGUACUGUAAUCGUGCGAGGCCUGGUACAGAUGGCCUUUUUAGUCUUAUAUGGCAGCAAGACGGCUAAUGGACAAUACCUACGAAAUCAUUACCAACAUGCUUCCUUUUUAUUUCUUCCUUUUGUUCUCUUUUUUUAAAAAUGUGUUAUUUAUAAUUCCUACUAAAAUAGAAGUGUGGAGAGUGUUGUGCUUUAUCGACAAGCUGGCCAUGUUUCUUAAGCUACAAACACUCCUAUAGCUGAUUUUCAUGCAAAGGUAGUCUUUUUGGCAAGUUGGUCUGUAUAUGUGCACAGCUGCAAGUAAAGUUUUAAGUUUUACUCUCUUGCUCCCAAGUCGAAAUUAUAUGUGAGACUUACUUGAAAAAAAUGGGGGGUAGUUUCGGGUUGUAUAGUUAAGCUUAUGAAUUCUGAGACGCUUGUAAACAAACUUUGCAUUAAUUAAAAAAAUAAAAUAAGAGUGAAUGGUAUUACACUGCUGCAAUACGUAAUGUGCCUCUGAUUCAUUUUAAGGUUAAUAUGUAGAA